Anopheles funestus (African malaria mosquito) is the source of this 1940-nucleotide messenger RNA. RefSeq lists its product as uncharacterized. Gene Ontology annotation, molecular function: calmodulin binding. The record is from RefSeq and is a predicted model, not a curated record. NCBI's taxonomy places the organism in Eukaryota, Metazoa, Arthropoda, Insecta, Diptera, Culicidae. The transcript is spliced from 2 exons. Bases 615 to 1745 code for a protein of 376 amino acids.
GUAUGGUUUUCUGGAAAACAUAUAAUGCAAAACAAUACAUUUUACUUUUACAAACAAAUUUCCAGUUGUAAUCUAAUAGAUUUAGUGACGGCAACUAAGAACCACAACUUCCCAUCAUAGGAACUGUAUCACUCGCUUUCGGGUUAUGUAAUUGUCCAAAACAUACCCGGCGUAGUAUAUCAUGUCCAAUAAAUAUUUAUGAAUGCCUGCCCUCAUCACGAACCCCCCCACUCGCUGUCAAAUCCCUGUGGAGAAAUUCCUACAAAGUGAACCACAUGGAAUGGAACUUCCGCUCGGUUCCGCACUCGCUUCACUGAGGUUGACAAACGGAAUGCUUCCGAGGAAAGUGAGGGAAACUCGCCCACGGAUAUGGGAAAAAACUGUCAUAUUUUAGGGUACGCUGUUUUGAUUUUUCCACUUUCCAUUUCGUUUCCCUUUGAUUCGGGGGAUUUAUCGAAUUCUAAUCACCUUAGUUUGGAGUAUAAAUAAAACUGUCAAUCAAAUGUGGCAAUCGACAUCGCAGUAAGCUGUGGGAGUGUGUUCUUUCACGUCAAAACUAGCAAAACAGCGCUGGCGCCAAAGUAUCGAAAGGGACAUCGAUAGAGGAUUGAGAAAUGAACUAUCUCCUGCACCGUCAACGAAGCCCCGGUGCGGUCAUACCGAUUCCAGAGGAACUGGAAGAAUUGAUGGGUGAAUUAAGUCGCGAAGUACUCCGCUCCCAACCGUCGGAUGUGAUUUCCUUUCUGGCGGACUAUCUCGAGGACAAGUUGGCACGCCGUGAGAACCAGCGAAUAGCGGAAAAGAUUGUCGACAAUGUGCUGGACUUUAGUCUGGACAUUGUGGCCAUGCUGGAAUCGGUCGGUAUUGAUUCUUUACGUGCCGAGGCCGCAGUGAAACGCAUCCGGGAGGAGUUUCAUCGUCACUUUGAGACGAAACCGGACGACGAACGAUUGCGUGAAACGUUCCGGGAGCGUGUCGUGCUUGAGCGGCUAGUCAAUGAGUGCCACUUUAGCGAACAGGAAGCGCGUAAAGCAUCGGAUAUAAUCGAGAAAGCGUACCGGACGUACUAUUUCCGAAAUGCGUAUAAGGAGCCACAUGCUGCGGGUAAGGAUAUGGACUGGCGACAGGCCGCAAAACACACGCUUGGUCUCUAUGCGCAGACUGAUCCAACGAAAGAGGAGAUGGAAGCGGCUGCACGUCGAAUUCAAGUGGCAUACCGUGCGUACUAUACGCGCAAGCGCCAGGAACUGGAUCGGAAGGCUAGACUAAUCCAACGAGCCGUUCGAAACCACCAAAGUCGUCGACUGGAGGAAGCAGCAGUUGUCGGUGUACCGUCGGAAAUUAUCACUCACGAAGUGCUUGAUAAUGAUCUGUAUACACCUUCGGAAGAUAUCCGUGAUUUAAUCAAUGUAGCACUUCAAAACACCGAUGAUUCGAAUCGUCCAAAAAAUAUUCAAACCACACAACAAGACAUGACCACCGACGAAGCUGCCACCUUGAUCCAAUCGGUGUUCCGUGGUCAUCAGACUCGAAAGCAAACCGUCCCAAAGGCUCCAACGCCCGAUAUGGACGUGGAACAAGCCGCCAUAUUGCUCCAAUCGACUGCUCGUGGACAUUUGACGCGAAAGCGUGUACAAGAGGAGAAGCAUCAGCAUGAAAUGGCCACCCUGCUGCAGUCCCACGCCCGUGGCUAUCUGGCCCGCAAGCGUCUACCGCGGAACGAUCCGUCAGACCCGGAGCCGUGAUUGUUUCGCCCUCCCCAGAUGCCUAAAUUUCCCGGAAGCCAUUCUACGAUGUACUUUCUCACGCUCUUCGCCACUCACCAUGGUAUGUACAUCGGCCAGGGCUGGUUUACCUUAUCCGUGCUUCUGGCUACGGUACUGCGACACUUUCCAAGCACCGUCAAAAUUUAAUUAAUUAAACCAUCCCCUCGUCAUGAA